This is a messenger RNA of Belonocnema kinseyi, 2157 nucleotides long. RefSeq names its product protein PTCD3 homolog, mitochondrial. Gene Ontology annotation, cellular component: mitochondrion. The transcript is spliced from 10 exons. Gene Ontology annotation, biological process: mitochondrial translation. Gene Ontology annotation, molecular function: protein binding; rRNA binding; ribosomal small subunit binding. The record is from RefSeq and is a predicted model, not a curated record. The coding region runs from base 111 to 2075 and encodes 654 amino acids. Lineage: Eukaryota; Metazoa; Arthropoda; Insecta; Hymenoptera; Cynipidae.
AAACAAUCCUAACCUUACAUUGCGGCUCCUGUGAAUUUCAGUCUGCUAUCCGGUUAUAUGGGUUAUAUCUGGCAACAAACUUUCUAUUUUCGGAAAUAAAGUUUGCUAAAAUGAAUUCAUUAAGAAAAAAACUCACAAACCGAAAUUUAGUGCAAAAUGCGCUUCUACAAGUUCAAUCUAUCACAACAGCCCCAGGAACAUCCACAGAAAUUCAGAUACCCACCAGGAAGGAAAGAGGACCUACCGAUAUUUUAAAAGCCCUGGAAAGUACAAUCGGCCGAGACCCCACAGCACCACAUUAUAAAUAUGUGGACGAUCCCUAUUUAAUUCCUGUAUCAAACCUCGAGAAAAGAUCAUUUGCUCUCUCAAAAGAGGCGGGUAGAAAAGCAGCAAUGUGGGUUCGCGAGCAACACGCUGAUUUUUUCCAGCAUAAAAAUGCCGUACCUGUUAUCGAGUCAUUUCUUCCUCGAGCUGUUUAUACAGACAAGAAUCAAGUUUCUGAAGAUUUGCUAAUGCACGUUAUUAAAUCUGGGAAUGUUACCGAUUCACUUAAAAUAUAUCAGCUGUUGGAAGGCGAUGUAAAGGUUGAAACUAAACUAGCCUUGUUUGAGAUGUUGUGUUUUUACAAUUCUACGCAACCAAUUGAUGAUGAACUGAUAGAGGAACGCUGGUUCUCUAUUUCUAAUCGAAGCGCCUGGGUCAGUACGUGGAAAGAAAAUGCAGACAGAGAAGCUUUGUUCAAAAGUUUGAAAGAACAAGGUGGAGAUAUAGCUACAGCAGCUUACAAUGCCUUGAUCUGUGGGUGCUCCAAGUAUAAAAAUUUAUACCUAGCUUGGGAAUUAUACGGGGAAUGUAAGGUAAAAGGAAUACCCAUCUGCAAAAGAGCGUAUGAUUAUUUGAUCAGUGGGAUUGGAAUGGUAAAAAAAUUAGACGAUGGCCGCUUAAGUAUGUUGUUCGAUAUCUACAAGGAAAUGGCAGAAAAUCAUUUGCAGCCCGAUAUCAAAACUUUUAACGCUUCUUUGGGCUUAGCGACAAUGAUGAAGAAUGAUCAACGAAACGUGUUUGUUACGAUUUACAAUGAAUUUGAUCGUAUCAAUGUGAAACCGUCUCUUACCUCCUACCUGCACCUGUUAGACUGCUUUUCUUCAACCGAAAGCUUUGGAGAAAAGUCUCUUACGGAAGUUUUGAAUAAGUUGGAAGGCCAAAAAUUGGAAUUAUUGGAUCCACGAGACACAUAUUUUUUCGUUAACGCAAUGAAGAUGGCAUAUGAAUGUAACUCUUUAAUACUUGGCAAAAGAUUACACGAACUUCUUCUCGCACAUAAUAAUUAUGUUCUUAUUGGUGACAGCUACAAGGAGAACGUAUACUAUCGCUAUUACAUGUUACUGCACUUGAAUAAUCUUCAAUUCAAUUCCUUCAUGAAAUUCUACCAAGAAUUUAUACCAAACAUUUACACACCAGAGAUUUUGGUUUUUAAAGAAAUGUUGCAUGUGGUGAAGACUCAAGAACCAGAAGUUGGACGAGAAUUACUACCGACCCUAUUUUCACAAGCCCUCAUGUUUGAUUUCAUGAGAAAUGAGGAAGUAUUAACUAACUUGUUUGAUCUCAAGACUGGAGACUGUAAACCACCACCAGAAUCGCUCUUGCAUAAAACUUUUGCAGAAAACGCCUGGACUACCUGGAAUCAACUUCAGGAAAUAAAAGCCACAGCUAGAAGAGGUUUCAACUACUCAGCCAGUGUGUUGGAGAACCUUGCAAUAUUAUGUCUACGAGGCGAAGAAUUUGAUCAAAUGUUGGAAAUACUUUCCGUUUUGAUAAGUUCGAAGAAUUUAGUGAUCGGUUCUCUGAAACCAGAAUCCAUACGUGAAAUUUUCGAUGCGUGCAUGGACAGGGGGCAUACACAAGCUGUUUUGAGUUUAAUUGAAUAUGCAAUUGAAUACGGCAUGGAUGAGGCAGUUCCGAUGGCUGUAAGAGCUCACAAAACAUUGUCCUUCACCGUAGCACAAGAAAACAAUCUCGUAACUUUGGUUGGCAAAGAUGUCCUCAAAGUAAAACUAUCUGAGGAUGUAUUGUAAUUUUCCUAAUGUAAUGACACUUAGUGAAACUAAGAAUAUAGAUUUCCUACUUGCAUUUGUAAAUAAAUCGUUUGUUAAAGAA